GCUCCCGCCUCGCCUCGCCCGCCGCCUCAGCGCGGCCCCGCCGCCGCCAAGACGCCGCGGGCCGUGCUCCGAGUGAAGAAUGGGGCGGCCAAGCUCGCCAAGCCGCCCGCGGCCGCGGGCGAGACCCCCGGCGGCGCCCCCGGACAGGGGCUCUUCAUGGAGCGCUCGCAGAGCCGCCUCAGCCUCUCCGCCUCCUUCGAGGCCCUCGCCAUCUACUUCCCCUGCAUGAACAGCUUCGACGAGGAGGAUGCGGAUGGCGAUGGCCGGAGGCUGAAGGGAGCCAUCCAGAGGAGCACUGAGACCGGGCUGGCCGUGGAGAUGCCCAGCAGGACCGUCCGCCAGGCCAGCCACGAGUCCAUCGAGGACAGCAUGAACAGCUACGGAUCAGAGGGAAACUUGAAUUUCAGUGGAGUCCAUCUGGCAUCUGCUGGGCAGUUCAGUGACUUCCUGGGGAGCAUGGGCCCUGCACAGUUUGUGGGGCGUCAGACCUUGGCCACCACCUCGAUGGGGGACGUGGAAAUCGGCUUGCAAGAGCGAAACGGGCAGCUAGAAGUGGAUAUCAUUCAGGCUCGAGGACUGACACCAAAACCCGGCUCCAAAACACUGCCAGCUGCUUACAUCAAAGCUUACCUGCUGGAGAACGGCGUGUGCAUCGCCAAGAAGAAGACAAAAGUGGCUCGCAAAUCGUUGGACCCUUUGUACAAUCAGGUGUUACUGUUUGCUGAGAGCCCCCAGGGCAAAGUAUUACAGGUGAUAGUCUGGGGAAACUACGGGCGCAUGGAGCGCAAGCACUUCAUGGGAGUCGCCAGGGUGCUCCUGGAAGAACUGGAUUUGUCAACCUUAGCAAUCGGCUGGUACAAGCUCUUCCCAACUUCCUCCAUGGUGGAUCCCACCACAGGCCCGCUCCUGCGUCAGUCCUCACAGCUUUCCCUGGAGAGCACAGUGGGACCCUGCUGUGACAGGUCUUAGUGAGUAAGGAAGGGGGAACUGCUUUUGUUUUUUAAACAUGCUGUCAAGGUUUUGUUUGCUGGAACUCUGACCUCAAGCGCAAUGCAUGUUCAAUCAGUUCUUGUGGAGCUGGAAGAGGAGGAUAAACCAGUGACCUUAGACAGAAGACGAGGGGGAGGGCACUGUGCCCUCUCUGCCCGAGGAGGAGGUGCCGUGGGGCAUGAGUCCUAGUUGUCAAAUUAGACAUAACACCUCUUGUUUCACUUCUCUCGCUGUCAUUCUUGGACCCUUUGUUCAGAUCAAUAGUAGCCCUGGAAAGUUGCAGCGUUUGAAAGAAUUUGAGGGGGAGUAAGGAAGGAAUUUUUCUUAACUGCGCAUAUUAGAAAUUUCUAAUACGGGUUCUUUCACGAGUACCUGAAAAAUUCAGAGGUCAGAGUCUGGCCUAAAAAGGGCAGGAGCAGAAAGUUUAAGAGGAAGCAUUAGGGUUUUUAUAAGGUCUUUCUUUUUGAAAGAAAGAAAAAGAAAGAAACCUGCAACUCUUUCUUUAGAAUCAGUUCCCUGUCACUGAGUCAUGUCAGCUGUAACACUGUCGUAGCUGUGUUUUCAAACCGUGCCAAAUUACCAGCAAGUGUCUUUACUGCAUUACGUGUCUAACACUGCUGAUGGAGCAAACCUGGUGGGAGAACAAGCAGCGCCUACUUAGGGCAGACAGUUUAAACAGAGUUUGAGUUCAGCAGGAUAAUUAACUGCCAUUUUGCUCAGAAAAAAACCCACUAGGAGUGGGAGCUGAACAUCAGAGUUGCAGCUUGACAUGUUUUGUGUUGUCAGAUACAGUUUACUGACCCCCUUACCUUGUUGCUGUGCACCCUUCAGUCAUGAUGUCUUCUAUCUCCUGCUUUUCCUCCAUCUCCCUUGUACUGGUACAUAUCUGCUGGAGAUGCUGCCUUUCCUGUUGUGCUGUGGACUGACCUGGAACAGGACUGUUUUAUUCAGCCAUGGGAGCGGAGAUUGGGGGAAACCUCAGUUUGCCAUCUGACAGGAAGAUGCUGGAGAGCACAUAACCUUCCUUGUGGAGAGAGGGGAGCUUUAGGCAGUCUCAGUAGUCCCCAGACAUUGUCAAGUGUCCUGCAAGAGGAGAUACAGGGAGGUAGUGAGUGAGGAACGUGACGGCACAGUGGUCACAGCACGUCUGUUCUGCUCAUUAAAGUGCAACGCUACCUGUAAACAAGUCUAGUAGAUUCAGUCAAGCACAUUUUUGGAGCUGCUGAGCUGUGGCAGCCACUGCCAGCAGAGCCACGUGCUGGGGGCAGUGCCCUAGAUCCUUCUGGCAAUGAAAUUAUCCGGAACCACAGAGAAUCUCCAAAGAUUUUCUGUCGGUAGCUCUGUUUUGGCUAGGUUUUUGUCUUAGUUCCUAAUGAGGAUUUGACGACUGCUGUCCCUGAAUAAAUAAGCUUUUGGAGAUGUUUUACUUUGUGAUUUAAAAGUGAAGGUCCCAUGUCACAUGUAGGAAUGAGCAGAUUCUUGAGCUGUCAGAGAGAAAUACUGAGCAUUUAUUUCUGCAUGUGGACCUCAGCUUUGUUAGAGUAAAAGCAUGAGUGUUGAGUGGAUGGUAAAAGCAGUUGCUUUUGGUCCUAGCUUGUCUAUGGCAUUUUAAAUUAUUUUGAAGUAAAUUACAUGAUAGAUGCAAAAAUUAUAGGCCUUACAAUAAUCUGUAAAAAAAUUAUAUAAUAUAAAGGAGAGGGAAGGAGGACAAGGGACAUAGAAUGACUAGUUUUUUGAGUCUUCAGUGGCAAAAGCCUCGACAUUUCAGAUAAAUCUCUUAAUUUCCUUGAUCAAAUAUGUCUCUGGCCUCUCACUAAUUAUUUUUUCUAAUUGUAUUAGACAAUUUCUAUAUAUUAGCUGAAGAAAGUUUGUUGCAUGCUGGUCAAACUAUGUUGUGGCGCUCUCUCUUAUUUUUAUUUUUUUAAAGAAAGCACAUUUACUUGUAACUCGAGUCAGCAUCUUUUCCUCUUGGUAUGUAGUGAGUACUAGGCAAUAUUGUACAAUAUGUGUAUGAACUAGAAUAGAUAAGGUAGAUUUAGUGGUUUGUAGCACUGGAUCUGUUAAUAACUAUGACUUUAAAAGGACUGUGGGGAGCUCCAGGUACGUGCCAGACCUGGCAGCUGAGUAAGAGGGCUUCUGUCUUCAGUUGUGCCGAAACCUUGCUGUGGGUACUUAGUUUGGACAUUAUCUACCAGUAAGAGCUAAGUUAAUCCUGGGUUUCCUGUCUCCAGGAAGAUGAAUGCAGCAUUUCUGCACUCUUUAAUAGGGAGUAGGAGACUACACAUGCCAAAAAUAUUCCCCCAGCAAACUUUGUUUAAUGACUGUCUGUCAAAAAGCUCAGUUCCCGUUUCCCUGGCAGUCACGACCUGUCUCUGUAUCCUGCCCCUCCGAAAGCCCUGCAGGCUCAGUGGUGAUCACUUCAGUUCCCACAGGACUCCAGAACACCGAGGACUAUCUGCCAUCUGCUUUUAAUCACGGUGAAAGGUCACUGUCAGGGUUACAGUUCUGGUUGUGUUGUUUUUGUUAAUGUCUCCAGUUUGGAGGCAGUUUAACAGUCUGCUCUGUCCUGUUUUCCUCCGCAUUUUUCACGUGGUUGGUUGUGUUCCAGUGGUUCUCUCUUUUGGUUUACUCACCUCCAAGUCCUGUUUCUCCCCACUGCCAUCCCUGGCUGCCACACACAGCACAGCCACAGGAACAGCAAGUGCAGAGACCUUCCUUUGUAAAGCAGACUCACAGGAGCCCUCCUGGCUGUGCUCACGGGAUGCAGGGUGAGGCCAGCAGAGCUGCUUGGUACCCCAAAACCUAAAUUCUUGCUUCACUCAUACCCCUGAUUCCUGCACUGACCAUGGUGUAUUGUAGUCAAAAAAAGAACUCUUCUGGUUCUCCAUCGAUUUAAGACUCCCAGUGUAGCAUCCAAGGCAAGUCUCAGGCUUGGAAUAGCUUAUUUUUAUAAAUCCUAAUCCUUUUUUUCCCCAAAAUUUGCCUGGCCAGUUUCUGUGUGAGGUGAUGUGCUGUGACAGUUGGGAUGACCAGUGUGGUUGUGUGCAGAGCAGCCAUUUGCCAGAGUGAUGAGCAACUGGAAACUCAACUUUGGUCCCAUUUACAAGUCUUGGCUGAGCCUCUUCCUGUGCCUGAGCCUUGCUGUUAGUUCUAGUCAGACAGAGGGGAAAGGAAGAGCAGGAGACUUACAUAAAAGAAAAAAAAGGCAUUAAAGUAUUUUUUGGUCUGUGAGUGUAACGAGGGAUAAGGCUGAGGAGAGAUAAAUACCUGCCCAGCUCAGGGUUGUGCAUGAACUACUACGUUUUAAUGGUAAUGGGAGGAUUGCUGGCCAAAAAAACCACGGAGAGCCAAUCCCUCAAUGUUACCUGCAUUGCUAUCCCCAGGGAAAACAGAGAAAUCUUGAUGCUGAGAGCAGAAUAAUCUCUCCCCAGCAGGAAUCCCCUGCACACAGGGAGAGCAGCCUCACACGUGGCUUUGUCCUCUUUGUGCUCUGAGCAAAAAUUUGCAGCCGCGACCGUGGCUGGUCCCGGUUUGUUCAGGCAA
Empidonax traillii (willow flycatcher) is the source of this 4533-nucleotide messenger RNA. It is a transcript of the gene RIMS4, whose product is annotated as regulating synaptic membrane exocytosis 4. Gene Ontology annotation, biological process: regulation of membrane potential; calcium ion-regulated exocytosis of neurotransmitter; regulation of synaptic plasticity. The record is from RefSeq and is a predicted model, not a curated record. Lineage: Eukaryota; Metazoa; Chordata; Aves; Passeriformes; Tyrannidae. The transcript is spliced from 6 exons. Gene Ontology annotation, cellular component: cytoskeleton of presynaptic active zone; presynaptic membrane. Bases 157 to 969 code for a protein of 270 amino acids. Gene Ontology annotation, molecular function: transmembrane transporter binding; small GTPase binding.